GAUCAUAUCGUUAUAUGGUUAAUGUAUAGCUGAAUCUAGAUAAUCCCACUACAUCUCAGCUAUGCUGUGUGUUCUAACAGUGGUAGUGAUAGCUCUACAAGUACAUUACAUAAGAACAGAUUCAAGUACGGCGGCAAACAGCACUGUAGUGAACAGUACGGCGGAGGUCUUUACCGUGACAGACAACACGGCGGAGGCCUUUACCGUGGCGGACAACACCGCGGAGGCCUUUACCGUGGCGGACAACACCGCGGAGGCCUUUACCGUGGCGGACAACACCGCGGAGGCCUUUACCGUGGCGGACAACACCGCGGAGGCCUUUACUGCGGCGGACAACACGGCGGAGGCCUUUACCGUGGCGGACAACACGGCGGAGGCCUUUACCGUGGCGGACAUUACGGCAGAUGACACUUCAGCAUUGGACAUUGUGGCAGAGGUCACUAAAGCAGUGGACAGUUAUUCGGAUGACAGUAUGGCUGAGGACGCUACGUCAGCUGUUUUAACGCUUAUCAAAACUGACAAAACAACGGAGCUCACUUCAGUGGAGGACACCUUUACAGGAUCUGAGAAAACUUUAGACGUCACUACGUCGGAGGACACCGGGGAGGUCACCAAGGCGGCGGUAACAACGGCGGAGGUCACUAUGCCGAAAGACAAUCCAGCGACUUCGGCUGCAGAGGUUACUUCGGCCGCGGGUGUCACCACGGCUAGGGAGGUCUUUACGACUGCGGAUGCCACUACGGCCGCGGGUGAAACUACGGCUGCGGAGGUCACUAUGCCGGAGGUUAAUACGGUUGCGGAGGUCACUACGGCUGCAGAGGUCACUACAGCUCCGGAGGUCACUGCGCCGGAGGUUAAUACGACCGCGGAGGUCACUACGGCUGCAGAGGUCACUACAGCUGCGGAGGUCACUAAGCCGGAGGUUAAUACGACCGCGGAGGUCACUACGGCUGCAGAGGUCACUACAGCUCCGGAGGUCACUAAGCCGGAGGUUAAUACGACCGCGGAGGUCACUACGGAUGCAGAGGUCACUACAGCUCCGGAGGUCACUAAGCCGGAGGUUAAUACGACCGCGGAGGUCACUACGGCUGCAGAGGUCACUACAGCUCCGGAGGUCACUAAGCCGGAGAUUAAUACGACCGCGGAGGUCACUAAGCCGGAGGUUAAUACGACCGCGGAGGUCACUACGGCUGCAGAGGUCACUACAGCUGCGGAGAUCACUAAGCCGGAGGUUAAUAUGACCGCGGAGGUCACUACGGCUGCAGAAGUCACUACAGCUGCGGAGGUCACUAAGCCGGAGUUUAAUACGACCGCGGAAGUCACCACAGCUGCGGAGGUCACUAUGCCGGAGGUUAAUACGACCGCGGAGGUCACUACUGUCGCGGAGGUCACUACGGCUGCAGAGGUCACUACAGCUGCGGAGAUCACUAAGCCGGAGGUUAAUAUGACCGCGGAGGUCACUACGGCUGCAGAAGUCACUACAGCUGCGGAGGUCACUAAGCCGGAGUUUAAUACGACCGCGGAAGUCACCACAGCUGCGGAGGUCACUAUGCCGGAGGUUAAUACGACCGCGGAGGUCACUACUGUCGCGGAGGUCACUACGGCUGCAGAGGUCACUACAGCUCCGGAAGUCACUAAGCCGCAGGUUAAUACGACCGCGGAGGUCACUACGGCUGCAGAGGUCACUACAGCUCCGGGAGUCACUAAGCCGGAGGUUAAUACGACCGCGGAGGUCACUACGGCUGCAGAGGUCACUACAGCUCCGGAGGUCAGUACAGCUGCGGAGGUCACUAAGCCGGAGAUUAAUACGACCGCGGAGGUCACUACGGCUGCAGAGGUUAAUACGACCGCGGAAGUCACUAAGCCGGAGGUUAAUACGACCGCGGAGGUCACUACGGCUGCAGAGGUCACUACAGCUGCGGAUGUCACUAAGCCAGAGAUUAAUACGACCGCAGAGGUCACUACGGCUGCAGAGGUCACUACAGCUGCGGAGGUCACUAAGCCGGAGGUUAAUAUGACCGCGGAGGUCACUACGGCUGCAGAGGUCACUACAGCUGCGGAGGUCACUAAGCCGGAGUUUAAUACGACCGCGGAAGUCACCACAGCUUCGGAGGUCACUAUGCCGGAGGUUGAUACGACCGCGGAGGUCACUACUGUCGCGGAAGUCACUACGGCUGCUGAGGUCACUAGGCCGGAGGUUAAUACGACCGCGGAGGUCACUACUGUCGCGGAAGUCACUACGGCUGCAGAGGUUACUACGGUCGCGGGGGUCACUACGGCAGAAGUUGAUACGGUAGUGAUGUUUACUACCACCAAUGAGGUGACUACGACCGCAGAAAUAAUUACGACCGAGAAGGUCACUACGGCUGCAGAGGUGGUUACUUCACCGAAGGUUACUACGGCAAAUAUCACUAUAGCAGAGGAAAAUAAGGAGAUCAAUACGACCUACUUCACAAUGUGGGACUCAGAAGAGCAAAAGAUGUUGCAUACCGGAACUGGUGUUCUACUGGCAGUUCAAGAUUCCAACUCGACAUACCUCAUCUGCAAGACAGACGACACUCCAUCCUUGGAGACGGCUAACGCUAUCUGCCGACACGUAAAGCCUGGUUACCAUCGAGCUGCCUGGAUCGGGUAUGUAGGUCGGCUAGAUCUGAGAGGGUACAACGCUACUCCAACCUUCUGGGGGAACAAGACGAGAUAUCCGGAUAUGGUCACCAAUCUGGAGUGUGACGAUGGGAACUCAAAAACGAACAAACUGAACUGCUCUUAUGAAAUAAGCGGAGAAUAUUGCAAGGCCAGUUCCACAAAUUAUACGAUAGUAUCUAAAAAAGAUACCUCAAUGUCUAAAAGAAGUCUGAUACCUUCAAACUACUACGCCACAGCCCUCUCCUGCUACUGCAACGCUGGAUAUGCAAUGAGAGAAGACGGCUGUAAGAAAUGUCCCCCAUACAGCUCCAACAACGGAACUGCUGACCGCUGCAGCUGUGACAUCGGCUACCAACUCCACUACAACCUGAACCGUGAGUGGGCGUGCAGGAAGUGCUGGGUGGAUACAUACGGAGGAGGAGGGUUGAACCAAACAUGCACAUCAUGUCCGGAAGGAAGCAGCACUGGUAGCAGAACAGCUGCAAUAAGUUCUGAAUGGUGCUGUGAUACGGUGAAGGAUCUGGAGAUUUUUGGGAAGUGUGUCAGUAAGUUCUUCCUGGGGUGUUAUAUAACAGCGGGGUUGGCGGUGAUUGUAACUGUUAUAGCUUGUUGUGUUUUGUAUCAUGUGAAGAGGGGUGCUAAGACGAGAAGGCAAGUGGAGCAGGAAAGUACGGUGAUGGUUAACCCAGAUAUUGAAUCUCAUGAUGUCUGA
This is a messenger RNA of Bolinopsis microptera, 3358 nucleotides long. RefSeq lists its product as uncharacterized. NCBI's taxonomy places the organism in Eukaryota, Metazoa, Ctenophora, Tentaculata, Lobata, Bolinopsidae. The transcript has 2 exons. The coding region runs from base 62 to 3358 and encodes 1098 amino acids. The record is from RefSeq and is a predicted model, not a curated record.